Molecule: messenger RNA, 1524 nt
Organism: Closterium sp. Yama58-4
Lineage: Eukaryota; Viridiplantae; Streptophyta; Zygnematophyceae; Desmidiales; Closteriaceae
Source: the annotation of a GenBank genome assembly
AUGAGGUCAGCAACGCAUAUCAACAACCUUCCCAGCGACGUCCUCGCUAGGAUACUAUCGCUCACAUCUAGGAAUUCCGACUCUCACGCAUUGAAGCCGAAGCCGUUGCACGUUUGUGCGAUCGUUUCAGACAACGCUUACCGUCUCGACGAAGAAACGUUUUCUCUUGGUGAUCCGAGCUCGCCUGUGUUCACCAUCGCACAGCUACCGUUGAUCAAAUCGUGGAGUACCUGCCAGCUGUUGCUGUCCGAUUGGCCAUGCACAAGUCUGGAACGGCUGCAGAUCUCCUAUUGCGAUGAACUGAAGCGGCUUCCGGACAACUUUGCGGAAUCGCUGCCGCGCAUUCGUGAGCUCCCUGAAAACCUUCUCCCUGCUCUCGUGCGAGUCAAUCCGCGAGCUGCCAGCAGGCUUCUGCUGCCUUGCUGCCUCGGGCGAGUGGCGCUUCCAGCGGACAUAGGACGCCUGAGUAACCUCCACACGCUUCUUCUGACAGAGAGCUUGCAGCAGCGGCAUCUCCCAUGCUCGUUAACCGAGAUCUCUUCCCUGACCAGCCUAUCGCUUCACCAGUGCGGAGUGGAGGAGCUGCCAGAGGGCGUGGGAGAGCUGAGCAACCUGCGCGACCUGCACGUCUCCUCCUGCUCUCGUCUAACGUCUCCGCCCGUUCCAGCAUCGCUGACAUGCCUGACUGCCCUUGAAGCUCUCACACUCUCGAACUGCGCAAGUCUCACCUCCGUGCCCACAAGGUGGGACGGCCUGACGAGGCUCAAGCAGCUUAAGGUGGCCACAUGUGGCGACCUCACACGUCCCGAUCCACUCCUGCCCGCUUCGCUUGAAGCGCUCAGCUGGGGAAGCGACAGGCAGGCGAUGGUUCUGCCAGACGUCUCCAGGCUGACAGGUCUUCGGGAGCUUUCCCUGAUCAGGGUUGCCGUGGCCGCACGUGGGCUCGGCGAUGCUGAGGAGCUUCCCUUCGCCGUGACCUUCCUUUCUCAGCUGCGCUCCCUGCAUAUUGACAACGCCAUGAAUCUCCAAAGGCUGCCGGCUGAUUUCGGGUCAGCACUGCCGCAGCUGCGGAAGCUGACGCUGGCCCGUGUGGGCGAGUUGAGGGAGCUGCCAGCGAGUGUCACGGCGCUGCAGAGUCUGACGUCCUUGGAGGUUCGCGUGGCGCCCAAACUGCCUUCUCUGCCGCGUGACAUCGGCUCCUUAUCCCGGCUGCGGGAGCUGCUGCUCUUUCGCUGCACGCAGCUGGAGCAUCUGCCCGCCUCUUUCACCCAGCUUGCCUGCCGGAACGACCUGUCGAUUCUGCACUGCUCCAUCCGCUCCCUGUGUCCCAACUUCUCACGGCUUGCACGGCUCAGGACUCUUGAGUUGAGUGGCUGUGCGCGGCUGCAGGCGCUGCCAGCUGAUCUGAGUGAGCUCAAGGCGUUGCAGCUGCUGGAUGUGGAGGAGUGUGACCAGCUCACUGACGUUGAUUGGUCUGUGCUCCCCUGGAGCAGAAGGCAGAUGUUAGAUUUAUACGUACUGUAA